ACAAUGUUGUUUACUUAAACUAAUUGUUUGGCAUUCUUAUCCAUGAAUAAGAGGAUUAUCAACUACUUAUUAGUUAUGCAUUAUUACCUUUGCUUUUGUUAUUUGUAAUCUCUUUUAAUUUCGUCUGCUCUUCUUGUAAUUUAGUUUCAUUAGUCCUUUGAAAAUACGCAUAGAAAAUCAUGGUGGCAUCAAUGGAAGAAGGUGCAGAAAAGUUGACAAAAAUUAACAAAUAUGCAGCUGCGUGUGCCAUAGUUGCUUCAAUGAUCUCCAUUAUAUUUGGUUACGAUACUGGUGUAAUGAGUGGAGCCAUGAUAUUCAUAGAAGACGACCUUAAAAUCCACGAUACACAAGUGGAAAUUCUCGCCGGAAUCUUGAACAUAUGCGCCUUAGUGGGUUCGCUUCUAGCCGGAAGAACAUCCGAUUACAUUGGCCGGCGAUACACAAUUGUUGUAGCCUGCAUCAUCUUCAUGGUCGGUUCAGUGCUAAUGGGAUACGGUCCAAAUUACGCUGUAUUGUUGACAGGAAGAUGUAUAGCAGGACUUGGCGUAGGGUUUGCUCUUAUGAUUGCUCCCGUUUACUCCGCAGAGCUUUCUUCCCCGACAUCAAGAGGUUUCUUGACCUCUUUACCGGAGAUCGGAAUAAGUAUCGGAAUUUUACUCGGCUAUAUUUCAAAUGUUAUAUUCGGGAGAUUGACUCUAAAAUUAGGGUGGAGAUUGAUGCUCGGACUCGCAGCUAUUCCGUCAAUCAUACUAGUUUUCGGCAUCUUGCAGAUGCCGGAAUCUCCACGGUGGCUGAUUAUGCAAGGUCGUUUAGGUGAAGCCAAGAAAGUCCUGAUCAGAGUCUCUAAUUCCGAUCAAGAAGCUGAAACCCGUCUCCGUGACAUAAAAAUCGCUGCCGGGAUCGAUGAAAAUUGCAACGAUGACAUAGUCAAACCGACGGAGAAAACCACUCACGGCGAAGGAGUAUGGAAAGAGCUAAUAUUACGACCAACGCCGACGGUGAGACGAAUUCUAACUGCAGCUGUAGGUAUCCAUUUUUUCGAGCACGCCGUCGGGAUCGAAGCAGUUGUGUUAUACAGCCCUAGAAUAUUCAAGAAAGCUGGCGUGACCGGCAAGGAAAAACUCCUGCUUGCUACAGUUGGGGUAGGGUUAACAAAAUUUAUAUUUAUUUCUAUAGCCACAUUUUUGCUCGACAGAGUCGGAAGAAGACGAUUACUACUAAUAAGCACUUCAGGAAUUGUAGUAUUUGUGACACUAUUAGCCACUUGCUUGACGGUGGUAGAGCAGCACGCCGGAGAAAAAUUGCUGUGGGCGCUGAGUCUCAGCAUCGUGUCAACGUAUAUAUUUGUGGCGUUUUACAAUAUUGGGCUAGCUCCGGUGACAUGGGUUUAUAGUUCUGAGAUAUUUCCGUUGAGGUUAAGGGCACAAGGAUAUAGCAUCGGUGUAGCAGUGAAUAGGCUUAUGAAUGCUACGAUAUCUAUGAGUUUUAUUUCUCUUUAUAAAGCUAUCACCAUUGGAGGAGCUUUUUUCUUGUUCGCCGGCGUCUCUGUGGUUGCGUUGUUCUUUUUUUAUUUUCUUUUCCCGGAGACUAAAGGAAGGUCAUUGGAAGAAAUGGAUGCUUUAUUUAGCGAAGGUUUUAGGGCUAGACGAAGAGAUAAUUUGGAACAUCAGGAAACAAAUGAUGCUUAAGUGGUGGAAUAUUGAGUAAUUAUAUGAAUAUUUGUGUUGUAAUGAGAGAUUAAAUAUUUGUAUAGUAAAAGCCAAACUGCCCAAAGUGAAGAUGGAUUCCAUCAAUAAAUUAGUAUUUGAAUGCUUGUUUAGCUACUUUAAUAUAGUUAAGAAUAAUUAAUUAUACGAGAA
Mercurialis annua (annual mercury) is the source of this 1859-nucleotide messenger RNA. Its product is annotated as probable polyol transporter 3. The record is from RefSeq and is a predicted model, not a curated record. Gene Ontology annotation, molecular function: carbohydrate transmembrane transporter activity. Bases 180 to 1688 code for a protein of 502 amino acids. The transcript is spliced from 2 exons. Gene Ontology annotation, cellular component: membrane. Gene Ontology annotation, biological process: transmembrane transport. NCBI's taxonomy places the organism in Eukaryota, Viridiplantae, Streptophyta, Magnoliopsida, Malpighiales, Euphorbiaceae.